GCUGCAGGGACCACGACUGACAUGAGGGCUGCAUUCCUGGUGCUGCUCCUAUGGGCUGUGGCCUGUGCUUACCCUGUGCCUGGCCAUGAACCCUCCCACCCCAGCGCCCUGCAGGAGGAUACCGCAAAUGAAGAUUACAUUGACAAGCUGGGCAACCGCCUAGAUGGUGGGGAUGGCAGACAUCAUCCUGCCAAUCCAGAGACAGGGGAAAAUGCACUUGCCAGGGACCUGGCAGGUGGGAAUGCCGUGCGUGAGGAGCUGGAUGAGCUCAGUGGCCAAGAUGUGGGAGGCCAAGUUGGGCAGGCUCAGCACAUGAACCAGGUGGACCAUGAAGACAUGAGUGCCCACAAUGGGAAUGACCUUGGUUUCCUGGAGGUGGAUGCCCGUGACACUGAAGAUGCUGACAACGGAGACCACUACGGUGCCAGAGCCAACGCGUUUCCCUCCCAUGGUGGCGGGUUCCUGGACGAGGAGGAUGACAGUGGGGACGACACCUUCGAUGCCAAUGGGCAAGAAGAGAGGGGUGAAGGCCCUACCUAUGGGGCUGGCGCUGAUGGGGCAGGGGAACACGAGCACGAUGCUGGCCGUGGGGAUGCCGGGGCUGGAGUGGGGCACAGCAGCAGCAGCAGCAGCAGCGAGAGCACUGGGGCAGACCACCGACGCUACAGGAACUAUGGGCACACCUACAGGCACAGAGGGGCCAGCAGCAGCAGCCAGGAGGAGAGCUAUGACUUCCAGGACGAAGCCAUGCAGGGAGAUGAUCCCUCUGUCUUUGACAGCCCAGGCAGCAGCUACAGGAUGCGCCACACUGGCCCCCACGCUCUGGGGAACAGUGGGGAGAGUGCCCAGGGGGCUGGCUCCCACCGCUGGGAGGAGGGUGACAGCAGAUCCCCCGAGGUGGAGGAUGGGGACUCUGAAGAAGACAGCCCAUCUGUGGAGAACAACAGUCAGUCAGAAGAGCCUGUUGACAGCCAGUCAGAGGAAAAAAGCUCCAGCCACUCCAGGGAGGAUGGGGAUGGGGAUGGGGAGGACAGCCCCUCCAGGGAAGAUGAGGACAGUGAGUCCAGGGAGACCACGGCGGAGCAGUCAGAUGAAGUGCCAGGGCAGACCCCAGAGGUGGUGAGAACCUUGAAUGAGCACAGCAACAGUCAAACCUGGGAAGGUGAGGAGGACUGGGAUUCUGCUGAGGACAGGAGUGUGCUGUCCACACCUGACAGUGAGUCCAGGGAAGAAGAGACUGAACUGAGCAAGUCCAGGGAAGAUGAUGAUGACCAGAGCCAUUCCACAGAGGAAACUGUGGAGGAGUCGGAGGAGGAUGAGAAUGACUCUGUGCCAAGCACAUCAGCUGAGAGCCCAGAGGUGCCAGAGGAUAACAGCAGCCCAGAGGACAACACAGGUGAGGACAGCAGGUCCGCAGAGAGCGACAACAGCGAGUCCCAGGAAGAUGAGGAUGAGGGAGAGAGCCACUCCCAGGAGGAUGCCACUCAUGAGUCCAGCAGCCACGGGGACGACAGCUCCCUGCAGAGCCUGGAGAGCGGGGCCCACAAGCAGCAGCUGGGCGCCCUCCGGCGCAGACCUGCUGCUGACUAUGAUGACAAUGACUGCCAGGAUGGGUACUGA
Melozone crissalis (California towhee) is the source of this 1620-nucleotide messenger RNA. Its product is annotated as dentin matrix acidic phosphoprotein 1-like. Gene Ontology annotation, molecular function: extracellular matrix binding. Gene Ontology annotation, cellular component: extracellular matrix. The record is from RefSeq and is a predicted model, not a curated record. The coding region runs from base 22 to 1620 and encodes 532 amino acids. Gene Ontology annotation, biological process: ossification; extracellular matrix organization. Lineage: Eukaryota; Metazoa; Chordata; Aves; Passeriformes; Passerellidae. The transcript is spliced from 4 exons.